Messenger RNA from Chaetomium globosum CBS 148.51, 249 nucleotides. RefSeq lists its product as uncharacterized. The record is from RefSeq and is a predicted model, not a curated record. NCBI's taxonomy places the organism in Eukaryota, Fungi, Ascomycota, Sordariomycetes, Sordariales, Chaetomiaceae. Bases 1 to 249 code for a protein of 82 amino acids. The transcript has 3 exons.
AUGUCGGCCAGAUAUGCUUUCAGCAAGGGUCUGAAGGAGGUUCGGUUCCUCUUUUGCCAAACCGGCGAGCAUAGCUCUGCCACGAGGUCUUUCCUCUCUCGAGCGUAUCCCAUCAUGAAGAAGAACAACCCCCUCGAUCCCCAUCAUGCUGCGCGAAGCUUCAGGGCACCCUCCCCCAAAAUCUACGCGAGAUACGGUCUUUCGGACAAGCAGAUCGAGGAUACGGUUACGAAGCUCGUCAAGGAAUAA